GUUUGAUCUCUUGUAUCAGCAAGGUGAGUCCGCAUCGGCUCUAAUCUCUCAAAUACUCGAUUUCGAACUACUUCCUGCUUUAUAGCUCAUAAAAAGGUUGCAGAAAUGUCAUUCUUUAGUGGCACCGCAGCGCAACCCUCAACAAAUGCCUUCGGCACCACGAACGCCCAGCAACAGCCUGGGCAGAUAACAAGUACCACAAACGCCCAGCAGCAGCCGGGGCAGACACUCGGUGCCCAAACCACAGGCAUCUUCGGCAACACGAACACCCAACAGCAGCCUGGACAGGCAACGGGUGGCAGCAUCUUCAGUAAUACCUCCACACAGCCAUCUACAUCCGGUACAACUCUCUUCGGACUGCCUAGUACAGCGACGAGCGCUACUGCAGGUGCGGGUAGCGGGAGCUUGUUUGGAAAUACCACGACGCCACAACAGCCUGCAGGUACUGGUUCGUCUGAGAAUACCAGCACUCAGCAACAGCAGCAACCUGCAGCUGCUUCAUCUGGGAAUACCAACACUCAGCAACAACAGCAACCUGCAGCUGGUGGUUUGUUUGGUAAUACCACAGCCAGUACAACCCAGCAGCCUGCCACGGGUGGUCUGUUUGGGAGUACGAACUUGAACACACAGACGCAACCCACAGGAACAAGUCUGUUUGGGAACACGUUGACUCAACCUACUGGGAACUUGUUUGGGACUACAGGUACCCAACAGCAGCAGCAACAACAGCAACCACAGCAAGGUGGGAGUCUCUUCGGAGGUACCACGACCCAGCAGCAGCAACCACAGAGUAGUAGUCUCUUCGGAGGUACUACGACCCAACAGCCCGCUACCGGUACUGGUGGGCUGUUUGGAACGUCGACUACUCAGCCAAGCACCAGUGGAAGCUUGUUUGGCGGUGCAAGUUCCCAAGCGCCAACGUCAGGAGGGAGCACUCAGCAGCAACAACAACCUGCAACCGGUAGUCUAUUUGGUAACACGACAACUACACAGCAGCCCGCCACGGGUAAUGUGUUUGGAAGUACGACCACUCAGACACAACCUACAGGAACAAGUCUGUUUGGUAAUACGACAACUCAACCUCAACCUGCUGGAAGCUUGUUCGGCAAUGCAGGCACCCAACAGCAGCAACCACAACAGGCUGGAGGUCUCUUCGGAGGUACCACGACUCAGCAGCAGCAACCACAGAGUGGUAGUCUCUUCGGAAGUGCUACGACCACACAGCCUGCUACCGGUACUGGUGGGCUGUUUGGAACGUCAACGACACAACCAAGCGCCGGCGGGAGUCUUUUUGGCGCUGCCAGUACGCAAGCGCCAACAUCGGGGGGGCUGUUUAGUAGCACGGCAACUCAAGCUCCAACUGCUGGGGGAGGCGUCUUUGGCAGUACAACAACGAGCUCAAACCCGUUGUUUGGGAAUAAAAAUCCAGCUAGUAUCUUUGGUACUGCGCCUGCGCCUUCCUCGACUACUCCAACUUUAUUCGGUCAAUCUCAAUCUGCGCAACCUAUUACUACCCCCUCGUUAUUCGGCCAGUCCCAGCAGAAACCAGCCGGCUCCCUAUUUGGCUCAGUGAAUCAGCCUGCGCCGGGUGCAGCUACUGGAGGGCUUUUUGGCAGUACGCUAGGUCUUCCGCUAUCCAAUUCACUUCUCGCAUCGCGAAGCACUGCACCUUCACAACAACAGGACCCUCAGUCACAAUAUGCAGCGCUUGAGCAGAAAAUUCAAGCAAUUGUACAGGCUUGGGAUCCUUCUUCGCAAGCAUGUCGCUUUCAGCAUUAUUUCUAUAAUCUCGUUCCACCGACCCAAGUCAACGCUUUCGGUAGACCUGCAAAUGCCACAAACGAGGCGCUUUGGCAACGCGCAGUGCACGAUAAUCCUGAUCCUAGUUGUAUGGUACCUGUUCUGGCAGUUGGCUUUGACGAUCUGCGUCAGCGCGUAGACGGGCAAAUGAAGCAAGCCACGGAACAGCAAAAAGCUUUAAUGGAACUAAAAAAACGCCUGGAAUCGUUGUCCGCAAGACAUAACGAUAGCAACGCAUCACGUUUGCAGCGCGCAAAGUUAAUUCAAUCACAAACUCAGCACCGCCUGCUGUGCCUCAUCCAGCACAUGCAUCUGAUGCUACCUACCGUCCGGUCUACGGCGAUACGUCCCGAAGAAGAGGCGCUGCGUCUAGCGCUAGAAGAGAUUGAAGAAGAAAUAAGAAGACCAGGUGGGAUGAGUAAGAUGCGGGGAAAGCUGAAUGAGCUGUGGGCGCUCGUAGGUGCUAUCAACGCUGCGCGCGAGAGAGGCAGAAGAGUGGGACUUGAUGGCACCUCUGAAUGGACAGUCGUUGAUGAGGAGGGCCUAAAGCAGAUCGCUCAGAUCUUGUCCAAUCAGCAAGCUGGUUUACAGCAUUUGACGAAGGUGUUGCAACGCGAUCUGAAGGACUUGGAGGUGAUAUAUGGAAGAGAGAGCUAAAUAGAAUCGUUCGAGCAUAUUGCUUUUGUUACUAUGAUGAUGAGCCUCACAUUAUUUUUGUAAUUGAAUAGAUAGAAUUGUAGGUAGACAACAAUCGAUCAUGAGCGUGCGAGUCGGCCA
Molecule: messenger RNA, 2577 nt
Organism: Suillus fuscotomentosus
Lineage: Eukaryota; Fungi; Basidiomycota; Agaricomycetes; Boletales; Suillaceae
Product: nucleoporin complex subunit 54-domain-containing protein
Exons: 5
Coding region: 106-2457 (783 amino acids)
Biological process (GO): protein localization to nuclear inner membrane; NLS-bearing protein import into nucleus; nuclear pore organization
Cellular component (GO): nuclear pore; nuclear pore central transport channel
Molecular function (GO): structural constituent of nuclear pore
Source: RefSeq, a predicted model, not a curated record